This is a messenger RNA of Oryza sativa Japonica Group (Japanese rice), 1373 nucleotides long. RefSeq lists its product as uncharacterized. The record is from RefSeq and is a predicted model, not a curated record. NCBI's taxonomy places the organism in Eukaryota, Viridiplantae, Streptophyta, Magnoliopsida, Poales, Poaceae.
AGGCCAUCCAUCCAUCUACCCCCCACAAAAUAAAAAGCCCAAAAUUCAUUCGUUUCCCUUCUCCCUUCCUCGCUCCCCGUCCCCCGACUCGCCGCCGGCCGCGCCACCGGAGAAUCCAAACCCUCGCCGCCGCCGACGCCGCCGCCCGGCCGCGCAGAGCUCUGAUUCCGCGGAAUCCCUGCGCGCCUUCGCGAGAUUCCCUCGGGUUUGGGCGGGACCGUCGUCCCCUGGCCUGAGGGGGGGUUGCCGAGUUGGCGGCGGCGGUGGCAGGCGGCGAGAUGGGGGCGAACGCCGACCCCACGGGGGUGCUUCUGGGCGGGCCCCACCACCGCAACCCUUCCCCCGCGCCGGCGCUGGCCCAGCCGCCGGGCGCGAGCACCGCGGCGGCGCUGCGCCACGACCCGGGGCUCUCCGUCCGGUGGACGCCCGAGGAGCAGGCCGUGCUCGAAGGAGGGCUGGCCAGCUAUGCGGCGGAUGCAGCUGUAGUUCGCUAUGCAAAAAUUGCUAUGAAUCUGCCUGACAAGACAGUGCGAGAUGUGGCCCUGCGUUGCAGAUGGAUGGCUAAAAAGGAGAGUAACAAGAAAAGGAAGGAAGAGUCAUCUAAGAAAAACAAAGAAAAGAAGGAGAGAGCCAAUGAUUCUUCAUCAAAAGGGCCAGCUCACCUAGUGGCCCGACCUAAUGCUGCUCCAUAUUCUCUUCCAGUUCUUCCCAUGGAUGAUGAUGAUGUGUCAUACAAAACAAUUGGAGGCCAAACUGGUCAAAUUCUUGAGCACAAUGCACAGAUCUUGAACCAGAUCUAUACCAAUAUUUCAAACAUGCAGGUGCAGGAGAACAUCCCUCUUUUAUGUCAAACUAGGGAUAAUAUACUUGCAGUCCUGAAGGACAGGAUAGGCGAUGUUCCUGAGAUAAUGAGGCAGAUGCCACCCCUUCCUGUAAAGUUGAAUGAAGAACUGGCUAACUCUAUGUUGCCGAGGCCUCCACAUACAUGAUAUGUGCAACAGUUUGCUCAACCAAAUCAAUUGUGCAUGAAGAUCAGUUUAGAUAGAUGGGUUAUUUGCAUAUGCUUUGUCGCUAUAGAUUCCAGAUGUCUGAUUGUGCUGUCCAGAUCUUAAAUCCAGCCAUGUAACAAUUCUAUACCUUGGUUCUAUUUGUUCAGCUGAUAGUAGGUGCUCCGUGUACAAAGCCAGCAGUUUCAGUGAAACAAGUUCGUAGCCCUCUAGUCCUUGUAGAAAAAAAACAUAGGGGUUAACUUCUGUACAGUGUCGAAAGAAAUAGCAUCUUUUCUGUUUCAGUUAUGUUUAGAACUGGCAUUCAGCCCAAUCUUACAUGUUCGGACAUGAUAUAAUACAAGCAAAACUUCUUAAUUUGGCACU